AUGGGGUCAAACACACUUGGAAAGGCUGCAACAUUGGAUGAGCUUUUGAACACUUGUAUUGAAAUGUUUGAUGACAAAGGAAAUAGGUGCUCCAACCAUUUGCCAAGAACUUUUCUUUUAAUGCACCGGUGGUAUCUGCCUUCCACAGAGCUGGCUGGCAAGCUUCUGUCCACGUAUAGAGAUGCCAAUGGGGAGAACUGCAAUGAAUUCAGAUUAAAAAUCUGUUACUUCAUGAGAUACUGGAUUUUGGAAUUUCCUGCAGAGUUUAAUUUGGAUCUUGGGCUGGUUCGUUUGACUGAAGAGUUUCGAGAAGUAGCCAGCCAGCUUGGAUAUGAGGAUCACAUCCACCUCAUUGAUAUCUCCAGCAUUCCUUCCUAUGACUGGAUGAGAAGAGUUACACAGAGAAAGAAGAUUUCCAAGAAAGGAAAAGCCUGCCUGCUGUUUGACCAUCUGGAGCCCAUUGAGCUAGCUGAACAUCUUACUUUUCUGGAGCAUAAAUCUUUCAGGAGAAUUUCUUUCACAGACUACCAAAGCUAUGUGAUCCAUGGCUGCUUGGAGAACAAUCUUACUUUGGAGAGAUCUAUUGCUUUAUUUAACGGUAUCUCCAAAUGGGUCCAGCUCAUGGUUCUCAGCAAACCAACACCCCAGCAAAGGGCAGAAGUAAUCACAAAGUUUAUCAAUGUUGCACAGAAGCUCCUUCACCUCCAGAACUUCAACACACUGAUGGCAGUUGUGGGAGGUCUGAGCCACAGCUCUAUUUCUCGUCUGAAAGAAACUCAUUCUCAUCUCUCUUCUGAAGUCACAAAGGACUGGAACGAAAUGACAGAGCUGGUCUCUUCCAAUGGAAACUACUGCAACUACCGCAAGGCUUUUGCUGACUGUGUUGGCUUCAAAAUUCCUAUUUUAGGAGUUCAUUUGAAAGACUUGAUUGCUGUCCAUGUCAUUUUCCCUGACUGGAUAGAUGAGAACAAAGUUAACAUAGUGAAAAUGCAACAGCUUUCCAUUACCUUGAGUGAACUAGUUUCCCUGCAGACUUCCUCUCAUCAUUUAGAGCCUAAUAUGGAUUUAAUUAACCUGCUAACCCUGUCUCUGGACCUCUAUCACACUGAGGAUGAUAUCUACAAGCUCUCACUGGUGCUGGAACCAAGGAACUCCAAAUCUCAGCCUACCUCCCCGACAACCCCGAACAAGCCAGUAGUGACACUGGAGUGGGCAUCUGGAGUGGUACCAAAACCUGACCCUACAGUCAUUAACAAGCACAUACGAAAGCUGGUGGAUUCUGUCUUUAGGAAUUAUGACCAUGACCAUGAUGGCUAUAUUUCUCAGGAAGACUUUGAAAGUAUAGCUGCCAACUUCCCCUUUUUGGACUCUUUCUGUGUGCUGGACAAAGACCAAGAUGGUCUUAUAAGCAAAGAGGAAAUGAUGGCUUACUUUCUGAGAGCUAAAUCACAGUUCCAGUGUAAAAUGGGACCAGGGUUUAUUCAUAACUUUCAGGAGAUGACCUAUCUUAAACCAACUUUCUGUGAACACUGUGCAGGAUUUCUUUGGGGUAUAAUCAAACAAGGCUACAAAUGCAAAGACUGCGGUGCCAACUGCCAUAAGCAAUGCAGAGACCUGCUUGUGCUAGCAUGCAGGAAAUUUUCCAGAGGAACCUCAGUAGGCAGCAACCAUGGCUCUCUGCCUAGCAGCCCAUCCCUGCCUCCAGUCCAAGAUGACGUAUUUGAGUUUCCCAGUGUUGCUGGGGAACACCAGGACCUCGAUGGCAGAGCUAUCACCCUCGUCACUGGCUCUUCACGGAAAAUUUCAGUGCGGCUGCAGAGGGUGACCACGAGCCAAGCAACACAGACAGAACCACUCUGGCAUGAGGCAGGCUGGAAUGAUUCAGGUUCCCAUACUUUCCCCAAAAUGAAGUCCAAAUUCCAUGGCAAAGCUGGGAAGAACAAAGGCUUUGCAAAAUGGGAGAAUGAAAAGCCCAAUGUGCAGGCUGAUAUAGAGCUAGAAGCUGAGGCCCCACAACACAUACAGGAUCACAAUGGAAUUGAGACCCUCCCAGAAACACAGGAGUCUGAGGACAGCUGA
Messenger RNA from Nestor notabilis (Kea), 2079 nucleotides. RefSeq names its product RAS guanyl releasing protein 3 (calcium and DAG-regulated) (gene RASGRP3). Gene Ontology annotation, molecular function: calcium ion binding; guanyl-nucleotide exchange factor activity. Bases 1 to 2079 code for a protein of 692 amino acids. The record is from RefSeq and is a predicted model, not a curated record. Lineage: Eukaryota; Metazoa; Chordata; Aves; Psittaciformes; Psittacidae. Gene Ontology annotation, cellular component: plasma membrane. Gene Ontology annotation, biological process: Ras protein signal transduction; positive regulation of GTPase activity. The transcript has 16 exons.